This is a messenger RNA of Dermacentor andersoni, 912 nucleotides long. Its product is annotated as U3 small nucleolar ribonucleoprotein protein IMP3. Gene Ontology annotation, biological process: rRNA processing; ribosomal small subunit biogenesis. The record is from RefSeq and is a predicted model, not a curated record. NCBI's taxonomy places the organism in Eukaryota, Metazoa, Arthropoda, Arachnida, Ixodida, Ixodidae. Gene Ontology annotation, cellular component: small-subunit processome; Mpp10 complex. Gene Ontology annotation, molecular function: rRNA binding; snoRNA binding.
ACUGUGAAAACGAUUCAUUCGCAAGCGUGUGCAGGGUUGCAGCAUUGUGUUGUUACGAGUGUCAGCAUGGUUCGAAAACUUAAGUAUCACGAGCAGAAGCUCUUAAAGAAAGUUGACUUUAUAUCGUGGGAAGUCGACAACAACCUCCAUGAAGUAAAGAUAAUGAGAAAGUACUAUGUCCAGAAGCGCGAAGAUUACACAAAAUACAAUAAGCUGUCACGGGCUAUACGGGAUCUGGCGCGGAAGAUCAAGGAGCUGGAUCCGAAGGACCCAUUUCGUGCAAAGGCAACCACCGACUUGCUGAACAAGCUGCACAGCCUGGGCGUCAUUUCCAUCAAGGAAAACCUCGAGAUAUGCGACAGAGUGACCGCUUCAUCAUUCUGCAGGAGAAGGCUCCCUGUCAUCAUGGUGCGAAACCAGAUGGCGCAGCGCGUCAAGAUGGCUACGCAGUUCGUCGAGCAAGGGCAUGUUCGCAUCGGACCUGACGUCGUCACUGAUCCUGCGUUCCUGGUGUCCAGGCAACUGGAGGACUUCGUCACAUGGACCGAUUCGUCGGCCAUCAAGAAGCACGUUGCCGAAUACAACGACAUGAGGGACGACUACGACCUCCUUUAGUGACCGGCUGAGCCUGCAUGGUUCCACUGUAAAUAUGCGAACGAAGACAAAGCCCCCUUUGGUAUUAAAGGCAGCAAGUUUUGCUGGUAAUGUGCUCUUAGCGGCACUAGCGGUGCUAGCGGUACCAGCGCAGCAAUUAAACCUGCUCUUAUCUAUAGUAUCUGGAGCGCCAGCGUAUGUGAACAUAUGGAUUUUUGCGCCUUCGAGGCGUCCUCGCAUCGACCAAACUUUACUUGUGCCAAACACUACUAAGUUGUGGGAAAUCAUAAUAAUAAUAAAAAAGACUCAUCCACUUUC